AUGGCGGCGGCGGCGCUGGGCUCGGAGCGGCUCGAGGUGGCGCUGGACGCGCUGGCGCUCGGCCCCGGCGCCGAGGAGCGGCCGGGGGACCCCGCGGCGCCGGCGGGGCGGAGUCGAGCGGGGCCCGGGGCGGCGCGCGAGGCGGAGGCCGGCGCGGCGGCGCUGAGCCCCGAGCGGCGCUGGGGCUUCGCGCUCGAGGAGCUCUACGGGCUGGCGCUGCGCUUCUUCAAAGAAAAGGAUGGCAAAGCCUUUCAUCCAACAUAUGAAGAAAAACUCAAACUUGUGGCACUGCACAAGCAGGUCCUCUUGGGACCUUACAAUCCCGACACUUGCCCUGAAGUUGGAUUCUUUGAUGUGCUGGGGAAUGAUAGAAGGAAGGAAUGGGCUGCUCUUGGAAACAUGUCAAAGCAAGAAGCCAUGACAGAGUUUGUUAAGCUCCUAAAUAGGUGCUGCCACUUGUUCUCUACGUACGUCACUUCCCAUAAGAUAGAGAAAGAAGAACAAGAAAAGAAAAGAAGAGAAGAGGAAGAACGAAGGCGGCGUGAAGAGGAGGAGCGGGAGCGUUUACAAAAGGAGGAGGAAAAACGUAGGCGGGAGGAAGAGGAGCGACUGAGACGGGAAGAAGAAGAAAGGAGGAGGAUAGAGGAGGAACGGUUUCGGAUGGAACAACAGAAGCAGCAGAUCAUGGCCGCGCUGAACUCGCAGACCGCCGUCCAGUUCCAGCAGUACGCGGCCCAGCAGUACCCGGGCAACUACGAGCAGCAGCAGCUCCUCAUCCGGCAGCUCCAGGAGCAGCACUACCAGCAGUACAUGCAGCAGCUGUAUCAAGUGCAGCUGGCGCAGCAGCAGGCAGCCUUACAAAAGCAGCAGGAGGCGGUAGUGGCAGCAGGGACACCUCCCAGUACAGCAUCCAUGGUGAAUGCACCUGCCCCAGGGGACAUCCCAUCUAUUAAUGGGCAGGCCAGUGCCCAUACAGACAGCUCUGAAAAAGAGCUGGACCCAGAGGCUUUGGAAGAAGCGUUAGAGAAUGGACCAAAAGAUUCGGUUCCAGUGAUAGCUGCUCCAUCAAUGUGGACACGACCCCAGAUAAAAGACUUCAAGGAGAAAAUCCGACAGGAUGCAGACUCUGUGAUCACAGUGGGCCGAGGAGAAGUGGUUACAGUUAGAGUACCCACCCACGAAGAGGGGUCCUACCUCUUUUGGGAGUUUGCUACAGACAAUUAUGACAUUGGUUUCGGGGUGUAUUUUGAAUGGACAGACUCCCCUAACACUGCAGUCAGUGUGCAUGUCAGUGAAUCCAGUGAUGAUGAGGAUGAAGAGGAAGAAAAUGCCAGCAGUGAAGAAAAAGCCAAAAAGAAUGCCAACAAGCCUCAGCUAGAUGAAAUUGUGCCUGUGUACAGACGAGACUGUCACGAGGAAGUGUACGCUGGCAGCCACCAGUACCCAGGGAGAGGAGUUUAUCUCCUUAAAUUUGACAACUCCUACUCUCUAUGGAGGUCAAAAACAGUUUACUACAGAGUUUAUUACACUAGAUAAAGAUGUGGCUCUGCCUCAUGCUGGGCUGUGCAGAAGAUGUCAUUUUAUUUGGGAUUUUCUUCAAGCAUAACGGAUCCUCUUGAGUCUGUGUUUUAUCCUGUCUGUAUCUGUAUGGUUUGUGUGAACUUUAACAAGUAGACACUGGGAUCUUCCUGCUCCAUGACACUAAUGCAUAUUGCAUUGGGCUUAACACAGGAUCUCCCUAGGCUCUUUGGGCGCCGAGUUAACCCGUGGCAGUCACUGGCUCCGGUGCUGAAGUCACACUAGUUGCAUCUGCAAAGCCUCGUGUACAUGGGGAGGGCAUUGCUGGUUCACUGGCUGGGUGACCUGGUGUUUCCACGUCUGGAUGCUUUCAGUAACUUGUUAACAGUUAAUUUAAAGGUCCCCUCAAUAACUGGUAGAUUUGGAUGCAGUUUGCUGUGUAGCAAGUUUCUCUUAACUGUAAUUGAAUGUCAGAAUUUUUACACCAUUAAAACUUGAACUUUAAGUUGAUGCGGUUUAGAAACAAGUUGUGUCGCUUCUGUCCUCACUGAAGAAAAGCAUUGAAGUUCAGUUCCCUGAGCCAGUGUAGUGACUGCGAUGAGGAGGAACAGAGCCCCGAAAGUAUGGUGAAUAACCUUAUUUUUUGAAGACAUAAACUGAACAACGGUUUCAAGUAUAUGUAACAAGUAGAACCUUAAUCACUCUGCCCUGCUGCUAACCAUAGAAUCAAAAUAUAUAUGUGUGUAUAUAUAUCUUUUUUGGAAGGGAUUGAAUUUGAACUAGGGCACAAUAUUUUUAAUGGGGUGAACUUUAAAAUGGAAAUCAGUUUUCUGCACAACUUUCUGGUGUGUCUGUUUUUUGUAAACCUGACUGAACACAUUGUGCACCUGAAUAGUAAGUCACUUUGGUCAAGUGUAGGAAUUAAUGUUGCAUUAGUGAUGGGAAUAAUCGCUGCCAGUGCAUUUUAGUCUGCCCUGGUGGUUCUGCCUCAGUCCCCACCUUUGGGCAGAGACACAGUUAAUAACGCAGCUCUAACUCACAGUUUUGUAGGGAUGGAUGGGGCACCUUGGUGUAUUUUGUGUAAUGGCAAAAUCCGCGUGGUUGCCUGGCUCGUAGGCGCAGGAACAACCCCCUGUUCUCGCCCUGCACCCCAGGGCGCACAGUGCAGCGAUGAGCUGUGCAAGGGCUCUGCUGCCCCCCGUUCCCCAGGGAGUGGGUCACUAGGGGUCUGUGUGGGGACUCUGGCAGUUGUAUUUCCCUUGAUUAGGUGCAGGUGCAGAGCGCUGGCCCUUGCCCUUGGGGUCCUGGGCUUGUGCAUCCACGAUACUUCCCUGUCCUCUGAUCCAGCGGAUCAGCCGUGGCUGUAGAAAGUACCUUGCUUUUAAAGAAAGCUGUAUUUAAUGUAAAAAAAAAAAAAAAAAACCACCCUUUUAAGAAGGCAGGCACUAAUAUAUUUCUUCCAGUCUUCAAUUUAGGUUUCUGUCCAUAUGGCACUGUUACAGCCUUUUCCUCUAAGGAUAACUGUUCUCGGGAGUGAUGUGUGUUGCUUUCCAUGGCAGCAGCUACUGUCACGUGUGGGAUGUUAGAACUUCUCCGUUUCACGACWUUUUUUUUUAUUGCCGCUGGCUGUUGAUUAGUACAGUACAAGUGCGAUUUCAAAAUACCAUGAGAUAGUAUUUAAUCCUAAUUAAAAUACAUUUAUCUGUAA
This is a messenger RNA of Nothoprocta perdicaria, 3226 nucleotides long. It is a transcript of the gene ACBD3, whose product is annotated as acyl-CoA binding domain containing 3. Bases 1 to 1536 code for a protein of 511 amino acids. Gene Ontology annotation, cellular component: Golgi membrane. Gene Ontology annotation, molecular function: fatty-acyl-CoA binding. The transcript is spliced from 8 exons. The record is from RefSeq and is a predicted model, not a curated record. NCBI's taxonomy places the organism in Eukaryota, Metazoa, Chordata, Aves, Tinamiformes, Tinamidae.